Molecule: messenger RNA, 612 nt
Organism: Gopherus flavomarginatus (Mexican gopher tortoise)
Lineage: Eukaryota; Metazoa; Chordata; Testudines; Testudinidae
Product: chromosome-associated kinesin KIF4-like
Exons: 5
Coding region: 1-612 (203 amino acids)
Source: RefSeq, a predicted model, not a curated record
AUGGCUGCUGGGUCCCCAGAGGACAGGAGGAAGCUGCUCACGCAGCGGGCGCGGCUGCUCGGGGUUUGCAGUGGGGGAGGGGCCGGAGCUUUCCCCUCGCGCUCCGAUUGGUCAGGGCUCUGUCUCCGCUGCCCAUUGGCUGUGUCGGGAGCGGCUGGUGUUCCAGGGGCGUCACGUGGCCGCGAGGCGCUCGGGAGGUGGGUGCUGAGCAGCUCGUGGUGCGGCCUGGAGCGCGAGCGGGUUCAGUACCUGCUUAGCCAACUGCAGCAGAAAGAAGCAGCAGAGGAGAAGCUGGAGGAUUCUCUCACCGAGAACAAGCAACUGCUACUUGAGUGGCUUGAGUUCCAGGAUGAAGAGCUUGAGAAAAUGAGGGAACUUUGUGAGAAGAACCACAAGCUUCUCCAGGAGAAUGAGUCCCUCAAACAGCCAAAGAUUCGCCAUCAGACAACUGCAAAACCCCAUGCACAGACCCCAGAAAUGUCUGAAUCUGGGGAUACUGGAGGGGAGAUGGAAGAUGCAGAGUGGGUGCCAAUAAAAGCAGCCGAAGGAUUCAAGAAAAGCCUGUUGGGUAUGAUCCAGGUGCCUUUCUCUGCCUCCAACUUGGGUUACUAG